GAUAAAAACCCCAUGGUUCAUGAAAAGGUCUCCUCGGAUGCUACUAAAACACCUCGUGAAAGACAAUUAGAAUCUUAUGCUGAAAAUAAAGUAGGCGAUACCUCUACUCUCGUCAAUAAGGACACUAACAAGGUUUCCUCUGUCUGGAAGGAUAAAGACAAUCAAGAAAAGUCCGGCAGUCGUAAUAGCCCCGUUACUGUUGAACAUGAACCCGCCAACAACGACAACAACAAGAAGAAGGGCUUUUGGAAUAGUAUCUUUGGAGGAAAUACCUCCUCCAAGAAGGAUUUUCAAAAGGGUUCCUCCGCUGAUGGUAACCCGAUGGUGAACGAAAAGCGCUCAAGAGAUAGAACCAAGUCUAAUCAAGAAUAUCAUAUGGAGGCUUACGCAAAUGACCAUGUUCAUGAUACCAGUACCCUUGUUGGUAAAGACACUGAAAAAGUGAAAGGUACUUGGGAAGAUAAGGCAAGUCGUGAUCAAGGUUCUCAAGAACCCUCUACUUCUAGAUCAUCUCUUACAUCCUCCUCUUGGUCUAAUCUCGUCAAUCAAGCUAGUGAAAAACUUCAUGAAGUAGAAGAAAAAGUGGAAAACUACAUUGAAGAUGAUGGCAAAAAGGUGGCUUCCAUGUGGGAAGGUGCUAAUGAUACCUUAAAGGAUGUAUCUAAUAAGGCAAGUCAUGAAUCAGGUCGUCUUGAAGAAGGGUGGGAAAACGUUAAAUCACAAGCGAAGGAAGAGGCUGAUUCGAUCUAUAGAACUGCCUCAGAUGUUGUCUCCUCCACUUCGAGUAAGUUUAAGGAAGGAGCUGAUCAAACACGUCGUGAUAGCUCUAAACUUAUGCAAGAUCAAAUGGAUCGUGCUAGUGGUGUAUUGAAUGAAACAGAAAGGGAGGCUAACAAGUUAAAGUCAGAUACUGAAAAAACUGCAAAGAGUUGGUAUGCAAAAGGUACAGAACAAGCGAAGGACAGCUAUGAUUCUAUUAAGGAUACAGUCGAUAAGGAUAUCCAAUGGACUCGUCAAAAGGUUCAGGAAGGUUUAAAUAAUACAAAAGAAGAAGUGAGUCACUUGUUAAGUACUCAACCAAAGGAAUCGGACUUGGCUGGUCAUAUUAAGCGUGGUGAAAAGUUUGCUGAAGAGGAAGAAGGUCAAUUGAGAUCUACGCGUAAUAAUGUUGAUAAGAAACCUGCUAAGGUCGUUGUUGAACAUGCUGAUGGCAAGGAUAUAAUUGCAAUGUUAGCUAAUAGAGCAACAUGUCUACGACCUCCAUUUCAAUCAUCGUCAAAGGCAGCUAUAACUUGUCAAUUACGUAAAAUAAAUUCAACAUCAAUUAUGCGAGAGCAAUAUUUGCAUGGAUACAAAGAUAACGAAAGAUAUCACGGUGAAUAUCCUGGUCGUACUCACUAUUGUGGCGAGUUACGUGCUUCACAUGAAGGAGAAAAAGUUGUUUUGUGUGGUUGGGCACAAUCUUCUAGAGAUUUGGCUCAAGAUUUGAUUUUUUUACCUUUAAGAGAUCAUUCAGGUAUUACACAGCUUGUCUAUCGAAAUUCUAAAGAUGAAAAACUUCGAAAACAAAUUCAGCUUUUAUCACCAGAAAGUAUAGUGUGUGUAGAAGGCAUUGUGCGAAAGAGACCCGAAGGCAUGUCAAAUCAGAAACAAGCGACAGGUGAUAUUGAAGUAGAAAUUACAAAGUUGUAUUGUUUAAAUCCUGCUUCACCUUCACUCCCUUUUUGGCCCAAUCAGGCACAACUGCCGAAUGAAGAGGUUAGACUUCGAUAUCGUUAUUUGGAUCUUCGUAGAAAUGUACUUCAACAUAAUCUUCGUCUUAGAUCGUUAACAGCUAAUACAGUACGAGAUUAUUUGAUCAAAAAUGGAUUUACAGAGAUCGAAACUCCUACUUUAUUUAAAUCAACACCUGAAGGUGCUCGUGAAUAUAUUGUGCCUACAAGAAAGAAAGGCGCCUUUUAUGCUUUAUCACAGAGCCCACAACAACAUAAACAAAUGCUAAUGGCAGCUGGAUUCGAUCGUUAUUUUCAAAUUGCCCGUUGUUUCAGAGAUGAAGAUUUAAGAGCAGAUCGACAGCCUGAAUUUACACAGAUUGAUUUGGAAAUGUCAUUUAUCAAAAUAAAGGAUAUUCAAGAAAUUAUUGAAGGAAUGGUAACCGCUGUCUGGGACAAAGCAUUGAAUGUCAAACUGACAAAAGAAGAUUUUCCACACAUAACUUAUAAGCAAGCCAUGUCUCAGUAUGGUUCUGAUAAACCCGAUCUUCGAUUUGACAUGAAAAUUAACGAUAUUGGGGCAUAUUUUAAAGAUGUUGUAGGAGAUAAUUCGAUUGAUUGUAUGGUGGUGAAAAAAGGAUCUUCUAUCACUGGUGGUGAAUUGAAAACAAUGCAAAAAACACUCGAACUUGCUAAUGAUUUUGCAUUUGUAAAGAUCAAUGAGAACAAUCGUUUGUCAUGGUCAUCCAAAUGUCUUACCUUACGUCAUUCUCAAUCCGUGGGACAUAUUGAAGAACAAUUAAACAAGUCUCUUCAUAUUGAACAAGAUGAUUUAGUGCUAGUUCAUAAACGACCCAAAUACAUUUAUGGUGGUAAUACAACUAUGGGUCGUAUUCGUGUUCAUGUAUCAAACUUAAUGCAAGAAAAGGGUCUUUUAAGAUUAGAUGAUAAAGAGAAAUACAAGUUUUUAUGGGUUGAAUCUUUCCCAUUGUUUACACCAGAUGAACAAGGUAUUCGUAAAUGGCAAUCCACACAUCAUCCUUUUACGGCACCUUAUGAUGAAGAUAUCCCCCUGUUAGCGACUGCUCCUGAAAAAGUAAGAGGACAACACUAUGAUUUAGUUUUAAAUGGUAUGGAAAUUGGCGGAGGAUCGAUCCGUAUUCAUUCACCUGUCAUGCAGACGUUUAUUCUCGAAAAGGUGUUACAACUGGAAAAAUAUGAAUAUGAACGAUUUGAUCACUUAAUUGAUGCCUUAGGAGGCGGAUGCCCCCCUCAUGGUGGAAUUGCUCUAGGCUUUGAUAGAAUGAUGGCUAUUUUAUGUGAUUCUACUUCUAUUCGUGAUGUUAUUGCAUUCCCAAAGGCUGCAGGUGGUAAAGAUUUUGUUGUGAAUAGUCCUUCGGGAAUAACUGCGGCUCAAUUAAACGAAUAUGGAUUGCAAUUAGCUAAU
Messenger RNA from Cokeromyces recurvatus, 3159 nucleotides. Its product is annotated as tRNA synthetases class II-domain-containing protein. Gene Ontology annotation, cellular component: cytoplasm; mitochondrion. The record is from RefSeq and is a predicted model, not a curated record. NCBI's taxonomy places the organism in Eukaryota, Fungi, Mucoromycota, Mucoromycetes, Mucorales, Mucoraceae. The transcript is spliced from 9 exons. Gene Ontology annotation, molecular function: ATP binding; aspartate-tRNA ligase activity; nucleic acid binding. The annotation marks the transcript as partial. Gene Ontology annotation, biological process: aspartyl-tRNA aminoacylation.